AACUGCGCCCUGACACACAGCCACCCUGGGAGUCCCCAGCCUGUCCUACAAGGGGACCUGUCCCCAGCUGACUCCAGGAGAUCCAGACAUCAGCCUCAGCCCUGACCCCCAUCUGUCCUCAAAAGCAUGAGAAGACUGUGGUUCAGCAGGUGGUUUGGGAGCAAUUCAACUCUGAAGUCAAGAACCAUCUGGAAGCCUUCAAGGAGAUGCAGAAAACCCCCCCUGGGCUCCAGCAGGCCAGCUACAAGCUCCUGGCUGGAGCUCCUCCCCCGGAAAAGACAUCCUCACGGGAGCCACCUCCUGGACACCUUGCACUCCCUCUUCCAAGCUACCUCCGACCCUGAGCUGGCUCAUAUCAUAGUGCUGGUCCACCUGUCAGACCCUGACCCCGAGCGGCUCCACAGAGCAGCUGCCAAUAUUUCCGGCCCCUUUGCACCGCACCUAGAGUCCCGGAGGCUGCUUGUGGUCAGCGGUCUUCUUGGCGACUCCCCUCUCCCGCGACCCCUGACGCCCAGUCAGUCCUCACCCUGUGAGGCUCUGCGCUCCCGGCAGAGAGAAGGUCAGGCCCUGCUCAUGAACUUCGCCAGCGAGCUCUCGGAGUACUUCCUGCUGCUGGAAGACAACACGCGGUGCGCCCCCAGGUUUGUUUCUGCCAUCUACUGGACGCUGGCGGCCUGGAGGGAGCUGCGCUGGGUGGUCCUGGAGUUCUCCAGCCUGGGCUCCGGGAAGGUUCUGCGCAGCAGCCACCUCCCCCUGCUCACCUCCGUCCGCCUCCUCUUCCCUGAGGACGCUCCUCUACGCUUGCUGCUAGCAAAUUUCCGCUUUCUCUUGGGCCAGAGGGUUCCAAUUCGCUUUGCUCCCGAUCUCUUCUACCGCACGGAUGACCUUAAUUCCCAGCGCACGUGUUGUUUAGAGGAAGAGGAAGAAGAUGGAGAAGAGUAUGAGAAUCCCGAGAAACCCAGCAACCCUCCUGCCACGCUCUACAACACCAUGAUCGCGUUGUCCAGCGCUCACCUCCCGGAGUACGCCUACCUCCCAAUCCUGAGCCACUUCCAGACUGAGAACGUCAUUCCUGGGGACACCUACACCUUGGUGUUCGAUCUUCCUCACAGGGUGGUCCAAAUACAGGUGCUGACUGGCCUCGGUGCCCAGGGGCUGUACCACCUGGAGCACGGGCAGGUGGAACUGGGCUAUGAGCCCGUGCUGGAGGGAACGGGCUGUGCCCACUAUGUGCUGCUGGGCCCCCUGGUGAAGGGCAAGUGCAACCAGAAGGUCCCGUACACAGCAGGUCUCAUGGGGGCCGUGAGGUGUGUGCGGCUGCUGGUGACAGCCCGACAGCACUCCUCUGUGACCAUCAGCCAGAUCAAUGUCUGGACUAGAGCUGAGGAAGAGUAGGGGUAACGAGGCCAGUGUUCGGGGACGGGCUCAGCACUGAUGACAGGAAAUUAAAGCUUUGAAAUUUGUCAGGAGCGCCAUCGUGCUUGUUCCGGUUGUUCACAUCGAGGACCCGGACUCCCAAGAGGCAGAAAGAAAACUGAACCCACAGGACCCCCAGAGCCCCUCCAGCUUUCUCUCCACGAAGACCUGCUGUGCCAGCGUCUUGCCCUCAGGCAGCUACCCUGUUGCAGAGCACCGGGAAUGGCCUGAGGCUGAACUGGCAUUCGCCUUCCUGUGAAGUCCAGUGCCCCCGGGAGCAAACCUUGCAUCUGUCACCAAACCUUGCAUCUGUCACCGAGAGUUCAAGUCCGG
Molecule: messenger RNA, 1749 nt
Organism: Lepus europaeus (European hare)
Lineage: Eukaryota; Metazoa; Chordata; Mammalia; Lagomorpha; Leporidae
Product: alpha-1,6-mannosyl-glycoprotein 4-beta-N-acetylglucosaminyltransferase-like
Exons: 2
Coding region: 127-1395 (422 amino acids)
Biological process (GO): protein N-linked glycosylation
Molecular function (GO): acetylglucosaminyltransferase activity
Source: RefSeq, a predicted model, not a curated record